Messenger RNA from Symphalangus syndactylus (siamang), 2842 nucleotides. RefSeq names its product leucine rich repeat containing 63 (gene LRRC63). Lineage: Eukaryota; Metazoa; Chordata; Mammalia; Primates; Hylobatidae. Gene Ontology annotation, molecular function: protein binding. Gene Ontology annotation, cellular component: cytoplasm. The record is from RefSeq and is a predicted model, not a curated record.
GCUAGGGUGUGUCUCUUUGGCCUCCUAGAAGGUGGGGAUCUGUGGUGCUCCUUCGGGAACAGCCUCCUGCAGGAAGACCCUCGCUGGACCUUUACCUCGCUGCCUAGAUUCCGAGGAAAAGGAGAUAGGAGACGAAAAGCCAGUUGGUUUGGGAAGCGGCUGAUUAUCCUAAAGGGUAGUGUGGGAGUCCAGCACUUCCAUGCACCUCUUUGGGUACUACGGAAGGGAGAUUUCCAGCAUCGUGUGGAACAUAUGACCAGGGAGUACACCUUGAGCGCUUGUGUACAGUUAUCUUUUGGCGCUAAACGGCCCAUUUAUGCAGUUCCAGGGUGUUCCCCUCUAGGCUAUCAAUGGAAUAGCGCCGUGCCAGGCACUUUAGAUGUUGCCCUGCAAACUAAAAGCACAUUUGGGGGGUGCAUCUUCUCGCAUCAUUUCUAAACAGUAUGAGUUGGGAUCCAGCAACCCUGGGAAAUCUCAUUAUAGUGAAACCCAUCUUAUUUGAGGAUUGAAUGGUUUUGGCCCAAGCAUAGUGGUUGAAAAACAAGCCAUUAUAGAAAGAAAACAAUUUGUUUGUGAAUGGUUAGAUAUGGUGGGUCUUCAGAGGCUUAUCUAAUGAAGGGAUCUUCUACACAUUUCUGACCAAAUUCUCUUUCUACAUUUAUAGCGAUAACAUUUUGGAGAGAGAGGAAAAAAAUGUCAUUUCGAUUAUUCUGAACAAUCUGUAUUUACUAGUUGAAAUAGCAUUGGCAAAUUGAACUUUGUACUAACAUGGAAAAUUGUAGAAUGAUCCUGGGUAGUAAUAAUACACAUAUUUUUAAAAUUCUAUGUUUACUUAUAACCCUACAUUUUAACUGGAUUCUUUCUAUUAAUAGAAGUUUUAAAGAAUUAUUUUCUUACCCUCUUUUUUUUUCAUAAAGGAAUUCUGCCUGGAUUCAGUAGAGCAUUGGUACAGAAUGAUUUUCAUUAAGAUGUAAUCUAAAUUCUUAUUAUUUUUCAACAAUUCAAACAUAUUCAAAACCUUUUCAAUUCUCACUUAAACCAAGGAUUAUGAAAAACAGCACUUAUUAUUCAUUAAAAUGCAAAAGCCCCCACUACUUCUUCGAAGACCCUUACCUCCAAAAUUCACUAAGCUGUCUUUACAUGAGAAAAAAACCCAUACAGCCAAAACUGGUAAAACUGAGUCACUACAUGUAGCAUUCACUGAAGAUGAAACCACUUCCAUUAAAACGGAUAAAAUUCGUUUUCCUGAUGUUUUCAGAAAUCAAUCACUAACACCUAUCAAUAUCCAAAAUAUCUUUCUUGAUCACUGUGUACAAGAAAGAGUGACUGCAAUUUCAUCACCCCAGAAAUCUACUAAGCAUGUCUAUGAGCAGAUUCCAGAUUCUGCUACUGGUUCCAUAUUUUUCCCACGUUGUCAUUCAGCUUCUACUCGAAUUUUUGGGAAACAAACAAACAAAAUGGAAAGUUCAAGAAAGUUGAAAACUGUGAAAGAUGUUUAUACUGAAAAAAGCCUAGAAAACGUUUUAAUUCUUUCUUCCAAGUUUUCCAAACCUGAAAGUACUCCUGGCUCAGUUAUCACUCACAAACUUGAGAAAGUGCACCCUAAGCAUCAACCUUUACCAGAGAGUCCAGGCUAUGCUUAUCAGCAUAUCUCGAGAGACUUAAGUGCAACAGUGCCAAGCCCUCCACCUACGACUGUAUCUAUGAAACCAGAAGGAAAGUGGCCUGAACAUUUUAAACCAACUGCUACAUUGACACUAAGAGUUACUCAAUUUCCAGGUUUUGUUUCCUUGCCAACACCAGUUUUACCAAGAAAACCUCACAGGCAGUCUGUGAUAGAAACUCUUGUAACAGAAAAUGAAAGUGUAGAAAUUGUCCCAAAGCAAAUCCCACCAAAACCACCUGAAGGUCUCACCAAAACUGAAAAAAUAGAAUCAGAGAUACAUGUUGUACGUGGUGAAGGUUUUAAGACUGUUGCAGCAACACAAUAUGAAACAAUAACAGCCAUGACCAACCUGGCCAUAGUAAACUGUCAAGUAUAUGGAAGAAAUGCACUUAAUCUGAAGGGCUUUUUUAUCUUAAAUUGUCCAGACUUAACACCUUUGGCUUUCCAACUGAUAUAUCUUAAUUUAUCAUUUAAUGAUCUUCAUUACUUUCCCACAGAAAUAUUAUGUCUUAAAAAUUUACAAAUACUGAAAUUGAGAAAUAAUCCUAUCAAAGAAAUUCCUUCUGAAAUUCAACAACUUGAGUUCCUUAGGAUUUUCAACAUUGCUUUUAAUUUAAUUACUGUUCUUCCAAUUGGGUUAUUUUCCUUGUCUUAUCUUGAAGAACUUGAUGUUUCCUAUAAUGAACUUACUUUUAUUCCAAAUGAAAUUCAGAAACUCAGAUCACUUGAAAAACUGACUGUCGAUGGGAAUGAACUGAAUUUUUUCCCACAUGGAAUUUUGAAACUUAACCUGACAAAAAUUCAGUUUGAGAAUAAUUUCACUCAUCCUUGUUUUUGGAGAGAUAAUUCUUUGAAUAAUCCACAACAACUUACUCAAAUUAUUUCUUUGUUCAUUGUCCAAAAUAAACUACAUAAAUUUUAUGAUAAGAUCCCAGUAGAAGUCCAGAAGUUACUAAAAUGCACAUCCAGGUGUGAAUGGUGUCACGGUCCGAAGUUUGGUGAAGGUUUUCGUGUCAUCCGAUCCUGUGAUAUUUUUGGAGCAUCACAGCUUCCAGUUAUGUUUUAUGUCUGUUCUCCUUCUUGUUAUAGAAGAAUAAAGGAAAGCAGUUUUGUUUUAGGUGGUAGUCCUAGUAGAAGAAUAGCUCUAGAUGUGGAGUUGUCAAAAGAAUUAUAGUA